Cynoglossus semilaevis (tongue sole) is the source of this 3256-nucleotide messenger RNA. RefSeq names its product anosmin 1a (gene anos1a). The transcript has 9 exons. The coding region runs from base 500 to 1687 and encodes 395 amino acids. Gene Ontology annotation, molecular function: peptidase inhibitor activity; protein binding. Gene Ontology annotation, biological process: neuron differentiation. Lineage: Eukaryota; Metazoa; Chordata; Actinopteri; Pleuronectiformes; Cynoglossidae. Gene Ontology annotation, cellular component: extracellular region; cell surface. The record is from RefSeq and is a predicted model, not a curated record.
CUGUCUCCCUCCCCCUGCUUCUGUCUGCUUGUGCUGUGUGCAAUCAGUGUCAUCAUACCUGUGUCCUGUGUCCUGUGGUUACCUGUUCAUCAGUCUGAUUGCUGUCACCUGGUGGCCUGGGCGUAUAUACACAUCUGUCCCUCACUCAAUCCUCAGUUGGCCAUUGUUCUGUGUAGUUGUCCACACCAUGUGGGCCUUGUUUACAGUUCUAGUUCUUGGUUGGUUUCAGGUCAUUCUUUGUUCUUGCCUGGACCUGUAUCCAAGCAUCUGUGAUGUUCUGGAUCAUCACAUCAGGUGUCCUCUCACGGCCCAGCUCUGAGGACUUCAUGCUGGGAUUCUUCAUCCAUUCAGCAGCAUCUUGGUCCAAACUCAGUGCGCCCUGAUCGCUCUAGCUCCUCCCUUAGCUUGACUAUAUAGUUUCGUAGUUCAUGAGAACUUCCAUCAGAUUAGCUCCCAGGACUUUCUCUUGUUUUCCCAGCCCCACAGAAAGAGUCUGAGGAUGAUGACGAUGGUCACAGGCAGCUCUGGGUCUGUGUGGAUUAUUUUUCUCCUUGGAUUCCAUGUGAGCCCCAGGAUACAUGACGACAGUUCCUGGUUAAAAAGUGUUUCCAGGGCAAGGUGUGCAUCCCGCUGCCUGAGUCUGCACACUGUCACUGUGACACUCUCAGUGACGCUCCAGAGUGAUGUAUCCUUGGGCUGGUGUCAAAACCAUAAACUCUGUGCAAAGUGCCUGGAGCCUUGUAACGAUUCUUGGGAGAUGAAGGAGGGUAAUUGCAGAGAUCUUUGUCAGGAGGCGUUUCCCAAAAAGCAGUGGGAGUGUGUGACCAGCUGCGAGUUCCUUCAGUCAGUGAUGGUGACAAAACAGGGCAGCUGUCCAGCGCCGCAGAGAGCCAGUGGUUUUGCAGCUGCCUGCGUGGCGAGCUGUGACAACGAUCAGGAAUGCUCUGCCCUGAAGAGAUGCUGCUUCAAUGGAUGUGGCCGCACCUGCCAGACUCCCCAGGACCUGUUCAAGGGUGUUCCACUGAAGACUAGAAGGAGGCUGGGCUUCGAAGAACUCUCCUCAGGGCACCUGUUGGUUCGCUGGUCUUCAAGAUUUAACAUCUCAGCUGAGCCGGUGGUCUACAUCCUACAGAGGAGGUGGAACUUUGGCAUCCAGCCCAGUGAAGACACUGCCACCUCCUGGCAGGAAAUAGCAAAGACCACACAACAGGACCUGAGGGUCUCUGACAUCCGACCUGGUCGCUGGUACCAGGUCAGAGUUGCAGCAGUGAAUGCCCAGGGAACCCGAGGUUUCACCACACCAAGCAGACACAUCCAGUCCAACAGAGAACCCUCCUCCCCAGCUGCUCCCACUGAGCUCAGAGUAGCCAACAUGAGCUUUGGCCCUGGCAGAACAGUAUCAGCCAGGCUCCAGUGGAGCAUGCCUGCCGACCUCCAUGUCCCUGUCCAUUACUACAAGGUCAGCUGGAGCUGGACGGCAGUAGGACGACCAGGUUCAUUUUCCCUGACCAAGAGGAAGAGGACGGUGAGAGGGUGUCAGGUGGAGCUGCACAGCAUACAGUCCAACAGGAGCUACACGGUGGAGGUGCGGGCCGUGUCCUACUGGGGACUGAACAAACUAAAAGGACGUGGAACUAUUCUCCACUUUACCACGCAACCUAGUAUGUAUGCGCAUAACUAUACUUGAAAUAUGGUGGUAUUUAACUUUUCUAGAUGUACUCUAAAGCAUGAGAAAAUGAUUUUUUCCUGUCCUUCAGUAUUAGAGUGCCAUCAAAACUCAAAUUCUUUUUCUUGUUUUUUUUAUAUGUGUUUUGAAAGUUAAUCCAAUUCAUGCUCAUGGGGGUUGAGAAUGUAUUUACAUAUAUUAAAUAUAGAAUAUUAAAUAUUAUUUUUAAAUUUCUUUACAUAAAAUAUGCCUACUACUGCAGUAGUUUUCUGCAAUUUUAGGUCUCAGUAUUUGUAUUAUAACUCUGUUAAACAGGUUAAAACCAAAAAAUAAUAUUAAUUAUCACAUAAAAUUCGAGUGAUAAGUCUGUAUUUUCCAUUUUUUAUGGUAAUUUGUUUAGCACACCAACUGCUAGAAUGGUAUGUGGUUAUUUAGUAAAAUGUGUGAUGUGGUAAAAUAAAUACAGACAGACCUAAAUAAUCUGACCCCUGGAGGAUGAGCAAACAGUUGAGAAGAAAAUACAUUUUCCCAAGCAAGGCCACAGAGUGAAGCAGUCUGUGAUGUUCAUGAAGUCACACUGUGAACACAGCUGUAACCAACGGCUUCUGAACAGCAGGUUGUCAGAGCACAGGUGAAAGCAGUGGCUGCUGAUUAGCAGAGACAACCACCGACUGGUGUAAAUUACACUCAGUGGCCACUUAAUUAGGUACACACAUUUGAACACUUGAAUGGAAUUAUCCAAUCUGUUAAUCACAAGGCAGCAGCUAACUGUAGACUUUGUUUUUGUUUUGUUUUUUGUUUGUUUUUUACAGUGUAUGAACCUUUCUAGAAAACUAUUUUGUUACUGCAUUUUCCCAUACGUUAGUUUUCAAACUAAGACAUAAUUUCUGUUGCUUCUGAUUCACUGUCUGUACUUAUUUCUCUGUUCUCUGUAAAUGCUGUAAAUACCAUCUGUCUGUAUUUAUUAUUCCUCUCCUUGUGUACUUUGGGUGUGAAGUCUGUAAACAUGAUAUACUACAUGCUCGUUACAUGUGCGCUCAGCAUUUUAUAUAAGAAGAAAAACCCACAGAGACCCAGUGAUUUUUUAUUAUUAUUCAAGAAAAGAUAAAUCCCAUAUCAAUAUAUUUGCAGCCCACUCUACUUAUAAUACAAUCUCUGUUUCUGCUUCCUAAUCAGCUAUUUAUUCUUUUUUUUUUUCUUCAGUAUGCGUUAUUGACCUUUGCCCGCUGAGAGAGUGAAUAAUGAUGGUGUAACUGAGGCUGAUAUUCCUGAGGGGCAGGGGGAGAAAAGCUAUGAAAAAAAACAAAGCUGUGUGCUUUAAUUCUUCCUCCAUUUAUUUUUGAGUAGCAAACAAAGGGUCUGAAACACACCCCCGGGGGUUUGAGUGUACAGUGUGUGAAAUAAAAGGUAGCUUUUUAACACAUACACAAACGUCUAAAUGCUCAACAACAAUGGAAUCAUUCCAACUGUACAGUUUUACUGCAGAUCUGUUUUCAGGUUUUAAAUAUAUGACACCAAUGCAACUAUGAACUUAUUUGUCCUGCAAUAAAUUGUCAGGGGAGGGUCACAAUAUUGUAGCCCCCUAAUGUA